AUAUGUUCGAAGAGGUGAGUUUUAAUUAUGAUGAAAAAUGUAUUAUUUUUAUACUGGAUCAAUCAUAUGUAUAUGCAUAGGAUGUCAAGGGACACCUUUCCAUUAAAAAGAUUUAUAAUGUUGUAUAUUCGACUCAUGGUUGGAAAUAUAUUUAUUAUUAAAGGUAUAAAUGGUUCUAAUCCUUCUGGGACACAUUGGCAGCAGGUUAUGGGAAUAAUGAAACGGGUUUCAGUAAACCCAAGAACAAAUGAAAUAUGGUCGUUGACGUCCUUUGGAUACAUAUUUCGACGUGAAGGCGUUCCUAGAAUCGAAAUGGAAGGUGAUGCAGCAGGAAAACGUUGGCGAUGGAUUCCUGGGCGCCUAAAGUUCAUAUCAUGUGGUGACGUUGGGAUCUGGGGGUUGGAUUUUGCUGGACGUGUGAUGUAUCGUACCGGAACGAGGAUUGGAUACGGGCCAGGACGUACCUGGCAAUUGGUGGAGGGGAAAAUAUUGAAGCAACUUCAUACAGGCGAUGAUAUAGUAUGGGGCGUAGACAAUAACAACAAAAUCCAUGUUCGACUAGGAAUAAGUGAAAGUUCUCCGACUGGAACUCACUGGUUGCGCAUCGGCGGUAACCUGAAAUACGUAGCGGUAAAUAACAUCGAUAACUCGGUGUGGGGCAUUGGUCCGUUUAAUCACCACAACCUAAUCUUCUUCCGUAAAGAGGCUAGAUUAGUAAACACAGGAUUUUCCCCGUGGACAAAUUUCGGGGAAUGUGAUAACAAGUUUGGUUAUAGGACGAGGCUUCGUUAUUGUAUUGAAGAAGCGCCAGGUUAUCCAAAAGUAAGCUGUAUUGGUCCGACUACUGAUUUUCUGGAAUGUAAUCUUCACGCUUGUGUAAAAGCAUGAGUAGGUUAUGUAAAAUAUUGUAUGUUUAGUUGUAAAUAGACUUUUAAAAUAACCUUUAUAGUUAUGAUCUGUCUUCAAUCCUGGUAUUUGUUGCCACCUUAAAAGAUAUUUUCCAAGUUGUUUUUCAGAGAAAGAGAGAAAAUCUAUAUAUUUUCAGCCUUGCCGUUGUUCUUAUUUUGUUUUUAUUGUUUAUCACUUUUCAAAUUCAUUAUUUUUUUUUAAAUUGUUCUUAUAGAGAAAAGAAGUUUAUGUAAGUUAAGUUAGCUAUGAUUUACAGUUACAAUAAUAAUCAAAAAUUGAAUUUUAAAAUUUUAAAAUAUUGAUUUUGUUUCCCCAUAUUACUCAGUCUUCUUCAAAGUUCAAUACUUUUUCAGAUUAUUGUUAUUGGCGGAAAUCUUUAAGCCACAGGGCUUCUUGUUCUUUAGAGAAUAUCAAUCUGGGAUUUAUGGUUAAAACAAAAGUUCUUUUGUUUAGAGCAAUAGAAAAAUAAAAAUAAUGACCAACAAUUUAUUCUUAUAAAAAAAAGAAAUGCCUCAAACGGAAUACCACAAUAUAUUUUUACCUAAAGUAUAUGGUCCACUCACAUAAAAUUUUUGGAGAGUUAUUAUUACUAAAAAAACUUAAUCUUUUUCUUGGCGGAUGUCAUUUAUUCACCCUUUUUCCCAGGAAUUUCCCCCGUCAUUUCUUUAUAUUUUGAAAAGGCAAAAAUCUCUGGGGACGAGGGUGGUAAUUUUUUUAAAAACUUAAGUUAUCAAAAUCCAGGUCAUCAAUCAAUAUUCCGGACCAGAUUUGGGUCUGAUAAUCUUUACAGUCGGACCAAUCCCAGCUAACGGCUGGGAUUGGUCCCACUGUAAAAAAUGACUUAUUGAUCUAAGUAUUUAAGUAAAGAACACUGACAGAGCGUCCAGUGUAACUGCGGAGUUCCAGCAUUUAAGAGAAGUGUUUUUCACUUUGGAAGAAAAGUGUUUUAAACGGAAGAGAAGAAUGCAGAAAAGAAGAAGCGAAGUGUUUUUAUUAAGAAGAAGAAAAGUGAGCCAGAGGGCCAUCGUACAACCAACCUCGGUCCCAGGGCUUUUUUAUCAAAAAGAGAAAAAAGCAAGUUGAUCGUACAACAACGGCUUUCGUUCUUACAAACUUGGCGCUCAAUUCAGAAAAAACGGCGCGCCAUGGCCAUGAACUUCUUUUGUCUCGCGAAAUACAUUAGUUACAAUUGUCUUUUUGUAAAAAUAAGAUUGGUUCAGCGAGUUCUAAUAUAUUUUUUUUCGUAAUAUUAUUUCAAGAAAGAUGCUAGGAGAAGUGGGUGGCCUUUCGAGGAGAGUUAUACCUUGUCAAUUGUUUUCAGACGUCAAUUAGAAGAGGGUGCUGACUCUCCGAAAGUGCAGUAUAUGUGAGGCGGUCGUGGGCGAUAUUUCGGUCUUUUUUUAGAGUUUUCGUCUGUAACCGCACUGAAAAGCAUGGGCCCACCAGAAUUGUGUCCAAAAUGCAAUGCACACAAGCUCAUUGUUCUCAUUUAAAUUUUGUCGAGAAGAAGGAAGGUGCUAUUUUGUCGUUGUACUCUCAGUUUAUUAUUUGUGGGAUUUUAUUACAGCUAUUUAUGGAAUAAAUGAUGUAAAAACAGA
This is a messenger RNA of Hydractinia symbiolongicarpus, 2507 nucleotides long. RefSeq lists its product as uncharacterized. The transcript is spliced from 5 exons. Bases 28 to 888 code for a protein of 286 amino acids. NCBI's taxonomy places the organism in Eukaryota, Metazoa, Cnidaria, Hydrozoa, Anthoathecata, Hydractiniidae. The record is from RefSeq and is a predicted model, not a curated record.